AUGGCUGACAUGUGGAUGGCUGAAGAGUUGCAUUCUGCGUGCGUCUGCUGCGUAGGAGCUGGCGGAUAUAUCGUUCAUCAUCGCGUCCCCGGCGUAGAACCCCGGAGCCUCGGUCAACGGACAAGCGUCAGCGCACCGAACGCUCGAGCCAUCUGCGCCUUGGCUCACUGGAACAAGCGACCAUUCAAAUUCCGUAAUCUUGCUGAUUUAACGUCGAGUGGGGAAGCCGCGUCAUUGGUGGAUCUAGGCCGCUUAAAGCCAAUGGCGACGAAAGGAGGAGCCGGUUAUAAUGCCACGAAAUUUGGCGUGUCGCCUCCUUUACACUGCCUAUCAAUGAGAACUCAACUCUUUCUUAAAGGCUUACUUCUUCUUGAUAGAGGCGAGUGGGCAAAUAAAACUAACUAA
This is a messenger RNA of Leptosia nina, 405 nucleotides long. The record is from the annotation of a GenBank genome assembly. NCBI's taxonomy places the organism in Eukaryota, Metazoa, Arthropoda, Insecta, Lepidoptera, Pieridae.